UCUCUCUCUCUCUCUCUCUCCUCGUAACAGAGUCACUGACACUGAGUUUUGAAGCCCGAAUUGGAGAAAAUGGCGGACCGGUUCUUCCCAAACGUAAUGCCAGACUUCGUAGCAGAAGCAACAGCUGAAACCCAAGACGAAGAAGGAAAAGAGCCAGCAGUUGUCACCCAAGAUGCUCUCAUGAAGCUCCUCUCCAUGCCUUACUCUUCUCUCUCUCAGCGUUUCAAACGCGCCGCUUUGGACCUCAAAGAAACCAUAACUUUGGAGACGUGGGGUAUGACUGGGCAACAAGUUCAAGACUUUACGCUGUACUGUGGGACUCUUGGGACGGCUUUUUUCCUCUUCAGAGCUUACCUACUCACUAACAACCACAAUGAUCUUGCUCUCUCCUCUCAGAUUGUUAAGGCUUGUGACACCGCUUCUUUCAAUUCAAGGGAUGUGACUUUUCUAUGCGGGCGAGCUGGUGUAUGUGCUCUUGGGGCUGUGAUGGCAAAGCAUGCCGGUGAUGAACAGUUGAUAAAUUACUAUUUAGUUCAAUUUAGAGAGAUUAAGCUUCCCAGAAAUCUUCCUGAUGAGUUGUUAUAUGGGAGAGUUGGAUACUUAUGGGCAUGUUUGUUCAUAAACAAACAUAUGGGCACAGGGACGAUUCCUUCUACCUACACUUGUUCAGUUGUGAAUGAAAUCAUCAAGAAUGGAAGAGAAUUGGCUAAGAGUGGAAGAUGCCCAUUAAUGUUUGAAUGGUAUGGAGAAAAGUAUUGGGGUGCGGCACAUGGAUUGGCAGGGAUAAUGCAUGUUUUGAUGGACAUGGAUUUGAAACCAGAUGAGGUCGAGGAUGUCAAGGGCACUCUUAGGUACAUGAUCAACAAUCGAUUCCCCAGUGGGAACUACCCCGCAAGUGAAGAGGAUAAAAAGAGAGAUGUUCUUGUGCAUUGGUGUCAUGGAGCUCCUGGAGUUGCUCUCACACUCGUCAAAGCAGCUAGGGUUUUUGGAGAUAAGGAAUUUCUGGAAGCAGCUGCAGAUGCAGCUGAGGUGGUGUGGAACCGCGGACUGCUCAAGCGAGUCGGGAUUUGCCAUGGCAUUAGUGGGAAUGCAUAUGUGUUCCUCUCACUUUACCAACUUACAGGCAAUGUAGAGUUCUUAUACAGAGCCAAAGCUUUUGCUUGCUUUCUACUUGAUAGAGCUCACAAGCUCAUAUCAGAGGGAGAGAUGCAUGGAGGUGAUAACCCCUACUCAUUGUUCGAAGGGAUGGGAGGUAUGGCUUAUCUUUUUCUUGACAUGAUCGAUCCCUCUCAGGGUAAGUUUCCGGCUUAUGAUCUCUGAAAAUAUUUUUACAAUGGAAGGUUGGAAGGUAGGCCUUAUGUAUAAAAAUUUAUUGUGCUUAGAGUACCUCACAUUGUGUAAUGUUUUUGAGAAUUUGCUGGCUUUCUGUUCCUAUUUUGUCAUUUCAUACUGGGAAUCUGACGAUAAAUUUUCUUCUUGAAACAA
Quercus robur (English oak) is the source of this 1485-nucleotide messenger RNA. Its product is annotated as lanC-like protein GCL2. The record is from RefSeq and is a predicted model, not a curated record. The transcript has 6 exons. The coding region runs from base 70 to 1320 and encodes 416 amino acids. NCBI's taxonomy places the organism in Eukaryota, Viridiplantae, Streptophyta, Magnoliopsida, Fagales, Fagaceae. Gene Ontology annotation, cellular component: plasma membrane. Gene Ontology annotation, biological process: carbohydrate metabolic process; peptide modification.